Molecule: messenger RNA, 2107 nt
Organism: Gadus morhua (Atlantic cod)
Lineage: Eukaryota; Metazoa; Chordata; Actinopteri; Gadiformes; Gadidae
Product: copine family member IX
Exons: 21
Coding region: 374-2095 (573 amino acids)
Biological process (GO): cellular response to calcium ion
Cellular component (GO): plasma membrane
Molecular function (GO): calcium-dependent phospholipid binding
Source: RefSeq, a predicted model, not a curated record
UGCUAUGUCGGGGAAAGGACGCGGAUAGAGUCGUCAGUUGGCUUACCGCCCUCGCACCUGUCCCGCGCUCUACCCACACCUGUCCGGCUCUCUAACCCCACCUGCCGGCCGACCAGAUGAAUUGCCAGACCAGGGAAGCCGUGGGUUCGCGGUUGGAGCUUCGCCUACCAUCUGAGGAUGAAUGAAGCCUCCUCCUCCACACACCUCGGUGCGGAAUGCCUCCAGUUCGUCCUCAGGUCUGCUGUCCUGACCAGGCGUUUUAACGGCCCUGCUCAUAUGUGGAGGAAACAAUCUGCCAAACAAAUGACAGCUGCAAAGUAGCGCCGAGGUGUUUUGCUUUAACUUGGAAUAGUGAACUGGUUUGAAACUGGCCAUGGCCACCAUCGGGGACUUCGACCCGCUCACCUCCACCGUGCCUGCCACCAAGAUAGAGAUCACCGUGUCGUGCAGGAACCUGCUGCACAUGGACACCUUCUCCAAGUCAGACCCAGUGGUGGUGCUCUACCUGCAGGGGCUGGGGACCAAGGAGUGGAGAGAGUUCGGUCGGACGGAGGUCAUUGACAACACGUUGAACCCAGACUUUGUGAGGAAGUUUGUGUUGGAUUUCUUCUUUGAAGAGAAACAAAAUCUACGCUUUGACGUGUACAACGUUGACACCAGAAGCUCCAACCUCUCCAAACAUAAGGACUUCCUGGGUCAGAUGUUUUGCACGCUGGGGGAGAUCAUCGGAUCCACUGGAAGCAGACUGGAGAAAACACUUUCUGGGAUUCCGGGGAAGAAAUGUGGAUGCAUUGUGUUUUCUGCUGAGGAGCUCAGUAACUGUAGGGACAUCGCCACCAUGCAGCUCUGUGCCAACAAGCUGGACAAGAAGGACUUCUUCGGCAAGUCGGACCCCUUCCUGGUGUUCUACCGCAGCAACGAGGACGGGACAUUUACCAUCUGCCAUAAAACAGAGGUGAUCAAGAACAACCUGAAUCCUGUGUGGCAGUCCUUCACCCUCCCAGUGAGGGCCCUCUGCAACGGGGACUACGACCGGACCGUGAAGGUGGACGUGUUUGAUUGGGACAGAGAUGGAAGCCAUGACUUCAUCGGGGAGUUCACCACCAGCUACCGAGAGCUGUCAAGGGGUCAGAGCCAGUUCAACGUGUACGAGGUUCUGAAUCCAAAGAAGAAAGGGAAGAAGAAGAAAUACGUAAACUCAGGGACGGUGACCUUGCUGUCUUUCAAAGUGGAGUCAGAAUACACCUUUGUGGAUUUCAUCCGAGGAGGGACGCAACUCAAUUUCACCGUGGCCAUCGACUUCACAGCGUCCAACGGGAACCCCUCUCAGCCCACCUCGCUGCACUACAUGAGCCCGUACCAGAUGAACGCCUACGCUAUGGCCCUGAAGGCGGUGGGGGACAUCAUCCAGGACUACGACAGCGACAAGCUCUUCCCAGCCUAUGGCUUCGGGGCCAAGCUGCCCCCAGACGGAAAGAUCUCCCACGCCUUCCCCCUGAACUCCAACAUGGAUGACCCCAACUGCGUGGCCAUCGAGGGUGUGCUGGAGGCCUACUUCCAGAGCCUGCGCAGUGUCCAGCUCUACGGACCCACCAACUUCGCCCCCGUCAUCAACCAGGUGGCCAGGUGUGCUGCCGACAUGACGGACGGCUCCCAGUACUUCGUAUUGCUGAUGAUCACGGACGGCGUGAUCUCGGACAUGGACCAGACGAAGGAAGCGGUGGUCAAUGCAGCCGGUCUACCGAUGUCCAUCAUCAUCGUGGGAGUGGGCCCUGCAGAAUUUGACGCCAUGGAGGAGCUGGACGGGGACGAGGUUAGAGUGUCCUCCAGGGGGCGCUCUGCUGAGAGAGACAUCGUCCAGUUCGUGCCGUUCCGGGACUACAUCGACCGCUCCGGUAACCAGGUGCUGAGCAUGGCGCGGCUGGCUAAAGACGUGCUGGCAGAGAUCCCCGACCAGCUGCUCUCCUUCAUGAGGAGCCGGGCCAUCGAACCACGGCCUGCCGUUCCAGCCAGCGGCUCCCAGUCCCACAGCACAGCCACCACCACCUCCACCAGCAUCAGCAGCAUCGCUAAAGGAAGAAACACACACGCCUGAAAUACACCUGUG